Messenger RNA from Hylaeus volcanicus, 2778 nucleotides. RefSeq names its product 1-phosphatidylinositol 4,5-bisphosphate phosphodiesterase delta-1-like. Lineage: Eukaryota; Metazoa; Arthropoda; Insecta; Hymenoptera; Colletidae. The transcript is spliced from 12 exons. Bases 248 to 2686 code for a protein of 812 amino acids. Gene Ontology annotation, molecular function: phosphatidylinositol-4,5-bisphosphate phospholipase C activity. The record is from RefSeq and is a predicted model, not a curated record. Gene Ontology annotation, biological process: phosphatidylinositol-mediated signaling; lipid metabolic process.
GAAAACUUAUAAUUCCGUGUUUUUUUCAACUCAUUUUUUAAGGAAACACUUUUAUUUAAAUUUUUAAAAGCAACUUGUUGGUUAUAAAUUAAUCGACUUACCUUAUAAGGACCAUUUUGAUUUUUAAUCAGAUAAGAUCAGUUAAUGGUUCUUUUUUUUUUUUUGAAUCAGCUGUUGUACUUUUUCGUGAAUCAUAGCAUACCAAGGCGUAUUCGGUAGUAUUUGUCGUUGAAUUUGUGAAACUACUAUGAAAUCGCACAAUGAAAAAGAAGCGGAAAAUAAAGUAGAACAACAAAUCUCAUUAUAUGAUCAGCUUGAGCAAAACUUUCAAUAUUUUUUGACUGAAAAAUGUUGUGAAACAGUUCUAUCAUUGAAUAUUAGAGAGGCAGUCACAAUAAUAAAAGCAGGAAGUUGGUUAACCAAAAGAAAACGACGGUUUUUUGUUUCAACUAGAGCGACGUCAGUGUUUUUACGAGUGGAUAUGGAAUUUUUAUCCGUUAUUUGGAGUCGACAAAAAAUUUCUGUUGUUAAAACAAAAUCUUUAAAAUUAGCUCAUGUUCUUAGAAUUGUGCCAGGCUUUAGUAAAGUUCCAUCUGAAAAAAAAAUUUCGAGUAAUGAUAAAGAAUUCGGCAUUUCUAUUAUAUCUCGAAAACGUGUGGAUACUUUUAUAUUUCAAGUUUUCUCCGACUGGACUAUGUGGCUAAAAGGCUUGUGUUAUGCUCACUACAAAAGUCGGGUUAAAUCUCGUGAUUCUUCUUUAAAUUCUAUUGAAAAUACUCUUUUGCGAUAUUUAUGGGAUAAAUCCGAUUUGAACGCUACGGACACAAUGCAAUUUAACGAGUAUGCUUCUUUAUUAAAUAAUUUAAAAUACGAAGCGGAUCCAUAUUAUAUGAAAUACGUGUUUUAUCAAUCUAUUGAGGACGCAUCUUAUUUGUUAGAAUAUUCCGAAUUUGUUUCAAUGAUUCUUUCAAUUUUAACAAGCGAGUGUCUUAAGGAAGAUUUUUUUAAAUAUUGCAGUGGAGGAGUGUCGAAACCACUCAUGACAGAUGAUGAAUUUACUCUUUUUCUUCAAGCAUCACAAAAAAUUUUACCAAAUCAAACUCAAAGGGAGGUGACGAUUAUACAAUCCUACACCCUUCCGUUCUAUACAGGGGCAACCAACUUAUUUACAAAAUCUUUACAAAAUCGUUUAACAUUUAUGGGAUUUUAUAGAUACAUUACAAGUCCCGAGAAUAACGCCUUUUGUACCCUUCGAAUGAACCGUUAUCAGUCAAUGAAAAAACCAAUACAAAACUAUUGGAUACGCACUCUUUAUCGAUGGCUAAAAAAAACUGAUACUUCUGCCACUGCGCUAACAAGAUUAUCAUAUGCUUUACGGCAUGGGUACCGUUCUGUUAUUAUUCCUUGUAUUGUUUACAAAAACCAUGUUAUUUGUCCAACUGGAUCUCGAACAAAUGUUACUCCUAGUGCUAUUUUAUUAAAAGAUGUACUUGAGACAUUACUAAACAACUCGUCUCCGGAAACAAAUAAUCUGCCUAUUUUUCUUAUUUUUUUAUUACGCAAUGAGCAAGAUGCGAACCAUGUUGCAUCUCUGGUUAUUUCAGUAAUGCAAAAUAGGCUGGUAGGCUUAAGAGCUUCCCAUGAUUCCGUGUCUUCUGAAAAAAAUGUUUUUGAUUCACCUGAUUCUUUACGUGGUCAUUUCAUUCCAAUAAAAAUAGUAUCAGAUAAAAAACAAUCAUCUUUUUCAGAUAAGACCCAUCAGUCUAAUUUUUUUUACCGUGAUUGGGAAUAUUUGAUAAAUUUAGGUGGUGAAACUAGGUUCGAUCAACGAGAAAUUCCUAUUAACUCUUCCGAUGCUGAUGGCCAAAAUGAAAAUGCAUCUUCUAUGCACAUAUGGACAUCAUGUCAUCAUUUGCUACGAAAUUCCAUCAAUGAUGUACCACAAAAUUAUAAAAAUAAUUUUUAUCUAUCCAACGAUGAAUUGAAAAUGAUUUUUUUGAAUAAUCAGUCAACACAAACAUUACAUGACAUUUUGUUUAAAAAUUCUACCCUUGGGCUUAUUUUUCCUGAAGGUAACACUUUAGCUUGUUUUUGUCCUGAUCCCGUACUUUCUUGGAGUUGUGGAAUUCAAAUGGUGGCAUCCCCAUAUAAAUCUCCAGGCAUCGCUAGUUUAAUACUUGAAUCACGUUUUCGGGAGAAUGGAAAUUGCGGAUAUGUUGCAAAACCAAUGUACAGCAAGGACAAACCUUCCACUUCUUCAUUUUCAGAACAUCCUGUUCGAUUUUCUGUCACUAUUUUAGCGGGUAAACAAUUACCACGCACGGUUAUUGACGAAAAAUUAACACCUAAUGUCAAAGAUUUGCUUUCACCUUACGUUGUCGUAUCCAUAUCCGGUCAUCCUCUUGAUAAAGCUGCGCAAAAAACAUCGUUAGUUUUUGGUAACAGUUUUAAUCCCGUUUGGCCGCCAACCAAUUUCACAUUUAAUGUCGUUCAUCCUAGUAUAGCAUUCCUAAUAUUUCAUGUGCAUCAUUUAGCCUCGUUUCAAAGCAUCAGCAUUGGUUACGCAGCCAUUCCAAUACCCUGUCUCAAGCCCGGAUUACGAUGGGUUCCUCUUAAAGACUCCAGAUUCGCUCCAACUCUUGCGUCUGGAUUAAUUGUUCGAAUAUCUUUUCAUGAAACACUUUAAAAUAAAAAUAGACAUCGACACAUUAUUUUUUUUAAAAUCAAUUGACUUUUUUAUUUAAAGAUAUUUUAACAAGGAUUUUGAACCACGUUCAA